UUUACAGGACAGAUAUUUACAAAGGCAAGCCCUAGCAAUCAUAAAGUCAUUCCUGUGUACGUAGGAGUGAAUAUAAAAGGACUUCAUCUCCUCAACAUGGAAACUAAGGUUCAGAGGAAAAAAAAUUAAACAUGAAAAUUAAAAUCAAGUUACAAUCUUGUAAUGAUAUAAAACGUAUCUGCAAAUAAGAUGUCUGAAGAAGAGGAUACUUCAGAAGAGCUAGAGGAUGUCAGUAGUCAAUUUAGUCAAGAAUCUAGAUCACAGUCAACUGAAGAGCCUGAAUUUAUUAAUGAAACAUCAGUUUCAUUAAAUGAAAGCUCUGAUAACCUGGAAGAGAAACUUUCCAACCAGAGCUUUGAAACACCUCCUAGAAAGGAUACACUAGAUUCCACAACUUCCUCUGAAAAUAAGUCUGAGACAAAUGAAGAACUAAAAAAAAAGCUUCAAGUUUCUGAAACAAGUACUAGAGAUGGCAGCUCAGAGUCAAAAACAGAAAUUUUACAAAGUCUAUCAUUAUCAAUAACUGAGGCAACUGAAGAAUAUCAGUCUUUUUUUAACCACCUACCUCUUGACACAUUAGGAAAAAGUAGUGCAAACCUCCCUGAAGAAAAUGAGAAAGAAACUGACUUAGAGUCAGAUAACUUUACAGUUAACCUUGAGGCCAAAGAUUUACAAGAAUUCCCUAAUGAUAUUUUAAAAGUCAAAUAUGUGAAGUAUUUAUAUUUAGACAAGAACCAAAUAAAAACUUUUCAAGUAGACUCAAGUGAUCUGUUAGGACUUGAAAUUCUAUCCUUGAAAGAAAAUAAGAUAUCAUCACUUCCAUCUGAAAUUCCUGUACUUUCUAAUUUAAGGAUAUUAAAUGUUAGUCACAACCAAAUAUCACACAUCCCUAAAGAAAUAUCGCAGCUUGGGAAUAUCAGGCAACUCUUUUUUAAUAACAAUUAUAUUGAGAGUUUUCCUCCUGGCUUAGAAAAUCUUGGAAACUUAGAAAUUUUAAAUUUGGCUAAAAAUAAGUUAAAACACAUACCAGAAACUAUAUAUAAUUUGAAAAACUUGAGGAUUCUCAGUUUGGAAUAUAAUCAGUUAACUAUAUUUCCUAAAGCUCUGUGCUUCCUUCCAAAGUUAAUUUCACUAAACCUUAAUGGAAACCUGAUAAGGAGUUUGCCAAAAGAAAUUGAAGAGCUUAAAAAUUUAGAAAGCCUUUCACUUGAUCACAAUAACCUUACCUUUUUGGCUGUGGAAAUUUUUCAAUUGCUCAAAAUGAAAGAACUCCACUUGGCCAACAAUAAAUUGGAAGUUAUUUCAUACAAAAUUGGGAAUUUCAAGGAACUCAGGAUUCUUACACUGGAUAAAAACUUAUUGAAAGAAGUAUCAGAGAAAAUUUCCCACUGUAUAAUGUUGGAAUGCCUUAGUCUUAAUGAUAAUGAAUUAGUAGAACUUCCUAAGAAUAUCCACAAGCUUAAAAAUUUAAGGACACUCCAUGUAAACAGAAAUAGUAUAUUAAAAAUAACGGAAGAUAUCUCACAUCUUAAUAAUCUGUGCAGCCUUGAAUUUUCAGGAAAUGUAAUCACAGAUGUUCCCAUUGAAAUAAAAAACUGCAGAAAAAUGACUAAAGUUAAUUUGAGCUAUAACAAAAUAAUGUAUUUUCCAGUGGGACUGUGUGCUUUGGAUUCACUUUAUUAUUUGAUUUUUAAUGGCAAUUAUAUUUCAGAAAUACCUGUGGAUAUAUCUUUCAGUAAACAACUGCUUCAUUUAGAGUUUAAUGAAAACAAACUCCACCUAUUUUCUGAGCACCUGUGUUCCCUUAUUAAUCUUGAGUACCUGAAUCUUGGUAAAAAUCAAAUAAGUAAAAUUCCACCAUUUAUUUCCAAUAUGGUAUCACUCCAUGUACUUAUUUUAUGCCACAAUAAAUUUGAAACUUUCCCUACAGAAUUGUGUGCUUUAGAAAAUUUGCAAGUACUUGAUCUUUCAGAAAAUCAAAUGCAGACAAUCCCUUCGGAUAUCUGUAACUUAAAAGGAAUUCAGAAAUUAAACUUUUCAAGCAAUCAGUUUGUAUGUUUUCCUAUUGAAUUGUGUCAUCUUCAAUCACUGGAAGAGCUGAAUAUAAGUCAGAUAAAUGGGAGAAAGUUAACAAGACUUCCAGAAGAACUGUUUAAUAUGAUUCAACUUAAAGAACUUGAUAUCUCAAAUAAUGCAAUCAGAGAGAUUCCAAGGAAUGUAGGGGAAUCGAGAUGUUUGGUUAGUUUAAACGCAUGCAACAAUCAAAUAAGUUGUCUGCCACCAUCUUUUCUAUUUUUAAAUGAUCUCCAGCAACUAAACUUGAGUGGAAAUAAUCUGACAGCUCUCCCUAGCGGUAUCUAUAAUCUUUUUUCGCUGAAGGAGAUAAAUUUUGAUGACAACCCUUUGCUGAGACCUCCAAUGGAAAUCUGUAAAGGAAAACAGCUGUAUACCAUUGCACGCUAUCUGCAGAGGUCAGAUGAAAGAGAUGAGAAAAUCUUAGAGAAGAUCUUCGUAAUAAUUGCCAACCACAUCACUGAAACACAUUUUGAAUUUUUGUGUCAAAAACUAAAGCUGGCAAACUUAGGAACUAAUACCCAUAGCAAUUUUACAUUAAGUGAAAGAGUCCACCAAGCUCUUCAGUUAUGGAAAACAGAAAGUAAUAAUUUGUCACUGUCUGCAGCUGCUUUAAGAGACCAGCUGAUCCGGACACUAACUAUGAUAGGAGCUUAUGAAAUUACGGACAAAAUCACAGCCUUACAACUUUUUACACGUGCAAUUAAAUUCUAAACAGUAGAUGCAUAAUAAAAACUGAGAGUUUAUGAUGUGCUUAUAUAAUUGGAACUGAAUUUUUUGAUCAUCUCACUUUAUCAUACAAGACCCUCUUUAUGCACUCCUAAGAGAUUAUCACAAUUGACAGUUGCCACUCUAAUGUAAUAGUAGAAUGUUACAGACACUGUUUUGUGCCUUGAAAUGAUGAUCUUGAAUUUGAAAAAGAAAUAAUUCCAUUAAAAAAUUCUUUGUUAUAUAAUGCUUUUAUACAACUCAAGAUUUAUAGGUAAUAAGGGGUUAGAAAGUAGGGCCGUUUCUUUUUAAGAUACUGACUUAAGAACUGAAAUGAAUGUACCCAUCCCUACUUUUUCUCCAUUAGAUGUUGGACAGAUUUGUUAAACAUAAAGCAGAGCCACAGCCACCAAUGCUCUAACUGAGCAUCCAGACACGAGUGGUAGAGUGGCCAUCUGUUGUCUUACCUUCCACAUCUAGAAAGGCAGAGUCCUCUUCUGCUCUCAGGAAUAAUUCUGUAUUCUUAGUGGGCGUCUCAGAGAAUCUAUCUUGUCAUACCCCUAGGCAAUGGCUCAGCUGGUGUAUAAAUACAGGCUACUUUUACUUCUCCACAUUUAUUUCUUCUCAAAUAUGCUGUGUAAUCUAGCCUCAACUGUGGCACAUUCUCCUUUUUAUCCUUCUUUAUUCAAUCUUUAAUCCCAACCUAAACAUCAGAAAGGAGGAGUCAGAUCCCUUCAAAGUCAGGCUGGCAUGAUGCUGUCACCACCAUUUAUUCCAGCUUUUCAAAAGUGGGGUACAUGUGUUUGUGUCUAAGUGUCCCCUACCCUUUACAAACACAAACACAAAGGCAUAGUAGGUAGUAUGUAUGUAUGUAUUACCUUCCCAAUUUCAAGGCUUUU
Messenger RNA from Loxodonta africana (African savanna elephant), 3680 nucleotides. RefSeq names its product leucine rich repeats and death domain containing 1 (gene LRRD1). Gene Ontology annotation, molecular function: protein binding. The record is from RefSeq and is a predicted model, not a curated record. Lineage: Eukaryota; Metazoa; Chordata; Mammalia; Proboscidea; Elephantidae.